AUGCGCUUACCUCAUCGGUCUUCAGGCGCCCCGCCCUCCCGCCAAGGAGGCCAUGUUGACGUGCUGACGUCACGUACGGUGGCCGACGAGCCGGCGUUCCACAGAUCCACAGAUCGUCGGGGCCGUUAUUCGGGGCAACCUGAGUUCUGUAGAUACUGUAGGCUGGCAGCGGCGGAAUCGAAGUGCGCUCCGCGGUCUCCUAGGCAACGACGCCCCGUGCGGGCCGGGCGGGUGGUGCGCGUGCGCACUGGACGGCGCGCAGUGGUCCCCGGGACGGUGGUCCCGGCCCCGGCUGAAGAUGGCGCGCUUGGCCCCGGGGACGAGGCGCGUCUGCGGGCGAUGCUCAGGCAGCUGAUCCAGAGCGUGAAGGAGCGGGUCACCGGCGCCCCGUCCCUGCAGUGCGCCAAGGAGGUCCUCCUGCGCCUGGAGGAGACGGACGCCAACUUCCACAACUACGAACUUGUCAGAUACCUCAGACAGCACAUAUGCAGCACUCUGGGGCCCAUGAUUGAAGAGGAAAUGGAAAAGUGCGCCUCUGAGAAGAAUCAGGGUGAGGAGCCGGGCUACGACACGGUGGUGCAGUGCGUCCUCGCCAGGGUCCAGGAGUCCGCACAGUACAAAGACAUGAUGCAUUCCCUGAAGGGUGUCAUGACGGCCAUGGUGGGGUGCAUGAGUAGUGGGUUUGAGGAGCAGGAGGAGGAAGAGGAGGAGACGCAGAGGCCCGAGAGGCAGAGGAAGGCGCACAGGGAGAAGGGCAGCAGGCACUGCACAGACAGCUGCUCUGACAGCGACUCCUCCUUCAGCCAGAGUUACAAGUUUUGUCCAGGAAAAUUGCAGUUGAUUGUGGACCAGUUGGAUCCCCGGCAACCUAAAGAGGUGAGACACGAAGCCUUGCAGAUGCUGUGCUCCGCUCCUCCCUCGGACAUCCUGGGCUGUGAGAACGGGGCCUCCCUCUGCCAGAGGCUGACGGCGGCGCUGUCCGACCCGGACCCCGUGCUCAGUGACCGGAUUUUGAAGUUCUAUGCGCAGGCGUUCAUACUUCUGCCGUUACACAUGACCAAUGAGAUUUACACAAGCUUAGCAAAAUAUUUGGAGCUGUACUUUCUUUCUAGAGAAAGUCAUAUUCCUACUCUUUCAGCGGGUGUAGAUGUCAACAACCCUGACGUGACCCGCUUACUUAAAAAGGUCCGUCUUCUGAGUGAGUAUCAGAAAGAGGCGCCGUCUUUCUGGAUCCGUCACCCAGAGAAGUAUAUGGAGGAAAUUGUGGAGAGCACUUUGUCCUUGCUGUCAGCUGAGCACGCUCCAGGCCCUCUUCUCUCACCGAAGAUUUUAGAUCCGAUCUGCUUUUUUGCACUAGUUGACACUAAGGCUGUGUGGUUCAAAAAGUGGACGCAUGCAUAUUAUAGCAGAACUACAGUACUCAAACUUCUUGAAAAGAAAUAUAAGUCUCUGAUAAUAGCAGCAGUCCAGCAGUGUAUUCAGUACUUGGAAUUGUGUGAGACCAGCAAAGCGGAUUUAAUUUUGGGACAUUCAAAGCACUGUGGGGACAAACAGAAAACGCUCUACUACUCAGGACAAGAAGUACAAUAUAUUUAUUUCAUUCACUCACUGUGCCUUUUGGGAAGAUUACUGAUCUAUACACAAGGCAGAAAACUAUUUCCUAUAAAGCUGAAGAAUAGACACGACUCAGUAUCCCUUACAGAUCUGGUGGUUCUGUUUAUUCGGCUCAUCUAUUAUUCACCAAGCCAUCCAGAUACGACACCAGACGUAGAUUCAGAGGACUAUUCCCCGGCAAGCAUGGUGACGGAAAUUCUGCAGAUUCUCUGCGAUCAGAAAGAAUGUGCCAUGGAAUGCCUGUACAGCAGCACUGUGAUCAGCACGCUCCUGCAGCCGAUUCACAACCUAAUGAAAGGGAACGAGGCUGCUCCACAUUGCUCAGAAACCGCUUUGAUCCACGCGGCUGGUGUCCUGGCAAGAAUCGCUUCUGCCGAGGAAGGACUUGCUUUGCUUCUGUAUGGAGAAGACAUGAGCCCUUCCGAAGAGGACAGUCUUACAGGCGCUCAUGUAACCGCCCAGUUUACAAAGAGACUUCUGGAGGGGGAGGUUCCUGGCCUUGCCGGGUCAGCGCUGCUGCCUGCGGUGCAGCGCGCGUUCGUGUCCCUGUGCUGCCAGAUGUGCGGCACCUGUGAGGGGCUGCAGGCGCUGCUUCCUUACAGUCUGCACGAGGCCGUCGCGCAGGCGCGGAGGAAGGCAAGUUUGCCUUCAGAAGGAAUCCCUACUCCAGUACUGGGUUCUCAUUCUGUCUCUUCCGUGAGCCAGGGAUCCCAGAACAUUUUCAGUAUGGCGUGGGAAGAGAGUUUGUUAGACGAUUUACUGAAUUUUGCUGCUACCCCCAAAGGAUUACUGCUUCUUCACAGAGCAGGUGUAAUCAAUGACUGUGUGACAUUUAUGUCCAACCAGUAUGCCGAAAAUCUACAGGUCAGCAGGCAGAAGAAGGUGGGCUAUGGAGUUUUAGUGACGCAGGUGGCGUCCACAGCAGCAGGUGCGGCAGUGCUACGAGAUUCAGGCUUUGUUAGUGCCCUCGUCGCUGGACUGUGGUCCAGUCUGGAGUGUGGAGGCGAAGACACGAUGGUGAACCACCCCCGGCCUACGCCAGUGGAGCCUAUCGACCGCAGCUGCCAGAAGUCUUUUCUAGCGCUGGUGAGCUUGCUGUCCUCCCCUGCUGGGUACGAGCUGCUGGGCCUCCAAGACCUUCCCAACCGUGCAGAGUACUCUCUCCACGAGCUCCCUACGUGUGUCACAGAUAUAAUUGAUCGACUUAUCAUUUUAAAUUCUGAAGCUAAGAUUCAUUCUCUAUUCAACUAUGAACAAUCACACAUUUUUGGACUAAGAUUAUUAAGUGUGAUGUGCUGUGACCUGGACCUCCUGCUCCUUCUGGAGGCUCAGUAUCAGGUAUCCAGGGUCCUGCUCCGCGCUCAGGAGGAAAACAUCUCAGAGGUCUCGGGGAGCCACAGGGGUUUUAUAAUCGAUGGCUUAUCAGUGGAGAGAAACCACGUUCUUGUAAGAAUGAAUCUCAUUGGGGGGCCGUUGGAGCGGACUGUGCCCCCGAGGACACUGGACAAGGGUGAAAAUCCGUAUCCUUGGCCGAUGUUUUCAUCAUAUCCUUUGCCACAUUGCUAUCGCUCAAAGGCUACAAGAAAUCCUGAUAUAAAACAAGAUGCUGAUCUUAGCCAACUAUUAUCAUGCUUCAUGAUAUCUGAUAAGCAAACUGAGUGGGUAGAAAACUGCCAAAGACAGUUCUGCACAGCGAUGAAGUCCAAAGGCCACGUCAUCAGCGGAGGUGCUUUAGGAGAAUUACUUGAAAAAUUUGUGCUUCAUCUCACUGAAAUUCCAGCUGAAUGCUACUUCCCCUCAGUGGAAUACACAGCUGCUGAUGCAGACGUGAGGAGUGAAAGCCUUUCGUCCGUGCAGCAGCUCGGCGUGCGGAUGGCUAUCAGCUAUGGCAAGUUCCUCAACUUGUUAAACGAUGGUGCGGAAAGUGAUCUCGCCUUGGUUUUGAAACACUGUGAGAGAUUCCUGAAGCAGCAGCAAGCGCCUGUGAAAUCUUCUCUUUUCUGCCUGCAGGGGGCCUACGCCGGCCACGACUGGUUUGUGUCCUCGCUGUUCCUCAUGCUCUCGGGGGACGGAGAGAGGACGCUGCGGUUUCUCCUGCGCUUCUCCAGGCUGCUGGCCUCUGCGCUCCUCUGGCUACCGAGACUGCACCUCUCGAGGUACCUGCCUGCUGACACCGUGGCGUCGGGCAUCCACCCCGCGUAUUUCUGCAGCGCUCACUGCACGGAAAUGCUCCUGAAGACGGAGGUGCCGCUUGUGUAUUCCGCCUUCCACAUGUCCGGGUUUGCACCGUCCCAGAUUUGCCUGCAGUGGAUCACUCAAUGUUUCUGGAAUUACUUAGAUUGGAUAGAAAUAUGCCAUUACAUUGCCACUUGUGUUUUCCUUGGUCCUGAUUAUCAAGUGUACAUCUGCAUAGCUAUAUUCAAGCAUCUACAACAAGAGAUUCUGCAGCACACUCAAACCCAAGACCUGCAGGUGUUCCUAAAGGAAGAAGCGCUGCGUGGGUUUCGAGUGAGCGAUCAUUUUGAAUACAUGGAAAUGUUGGAGCGCAACUACCGACCCGCGCUGCUGAGGGACAUGCGGGCCAUCAGAGAGCAGGCCGCGUAGGUCUCGAGGUGCAGUUUAAUCCUGGGGUUUAGUCAUUUUUAAAGGAAACAAAGGACUUGUUUAUUUUAUGUCUGCAUGUGUAACAACGUAUGCUUUGUGAAGACAUGCUGUAAAUCAAUACCCAGAGGUCUUGAACAUAGUAACAUAUUCAAGCUGGUACUAGCCUGAUUUAUGCAACGAAUCCCUUCUGGUGAGGCCCUCGUCCUGGAAGGCUUUACACUCACACCUGGCUGACUUGUACCUGGGAUUUUGUCUCAGACUCAGUGUCAGCUCACCGUACAUUGUCAUCUUCACCAGAUGAUUGAGUUUUCAAUGGUUUGGGAAGAAGUGGUAAUAGUGUAAAUAAUUGUUUUAUUGAGAAUCCAUAGAAGAAAAAAAUUGUUUCUCCAGUACUUGUAUCUCUUUGUGUUCAAGAGAACAACUGCUUAUUUUACGUGUGGAAGAAUAAAUGAUAUUUUUCCUGGCAAAUGGCAGAAAAACUAUUGUCCCCAUACAUAAUUGUUUUUCUAGGAGAUGCUUUUGAUACCUGUAUCAAUUUGUACUUUUUUAUUUGAAAUGUCAUCUUUAUAUGGUUUGUUUAAAAGAUAGAGUGGUUAUUUCAUACUGUUAAGCAUUCUAAUAUUUGUUGUGUAUUUCCUUAGUUGUAGAUUUGAUUUGUGCCGAACCUGAAAACAUUAAGGAACAUACAGUUCUGAAUUCUUUUAAAUGACUAACACUGUGCUGGUAAGAUUAAUACUGUAUGUGACGGUCUUUUUUUCAUAACUGUCACAUUUCUUCUGUGAAAGGCAGUACACAAAUAAAUUGAAUUAUUAUUAGUCACCAA
Heterocephalus glaber (naked mole-rat) is the source of this 5041-nucleotide messenger RNA. Lineage: Eukaryota; Metazoa; Chordata; Mammalia; Rodentia; Bathyergidae. The record is from RefSeq and is a predicted model, not a curated record.